AUGGCUACGUCGAACCUCUUCAAGCCAAUUCCGCUCGGAAAAGGCGUGCUCCAGCACAAAGUAGUCCUUUCGCCCAUGACACGCUUUCGUGCGGACGACAACGGAGUACCACUUCCUUUCGUCAAGACCUACUACGCUCAGCGAGCGUGUCUUCCUGGAACCUUGCUUAUUACGGAAGCUGUGGCCAUUUGUCCGCGGGCCAAAGGCUUUCCCAAUGUGCCUGGCAUCUGGAGCCCCGGGCAGAUUGCAAGUUGGAAAGAGGUUGUCGAUGCAGUACAUUCGAAAGGGUCCUACAUAUGGCUCCAGCUCUGGGCGACUGGACGAGCAGCGGACCUGGACACCCUGAAAGCGAACGGAAUUGAACUCGUCUCAAGCAGCGCCGUUGCCGUCGGCCCCGACGAGCCGGCGCCGCGAGCUCUCAGCGAGGACGAGAUCGCGUCGUACAUUGCCGAUUAUGUCCAAGGGGCUAAAAACGCAGUCUUUGGCGCGGGCUUCGACGGGGUCGAGAUACACGGUGCAAAUGGGUUUCUCAUUGAUCAGUUUCUCCAAUCUUCUUGUAAUCAACGCACGGAUCGCUGGGGCGGCAACAUUGAAAAUCGCUCGAGGUUUGGCCUCGAGAUCACGGAGCAAGUCAUCGAUGCCGUCGGCAAGGACCGCGUCGGCAUGAAGCUUUCCACAUGGAGCACUUUCCAGGGAAUGGGCACAAUGGAAGAUCUGGUUCCUCAGUUCGAGCACUUCAUCACACACCUUGCCCAGAUGGACAUUGCCUAUCUCCACCUUGCCAACUCCCGCUGGGUUGAGGAAGAGGACCCUACCAUCAGGACGCACCCGGAUGUCCAUAAUGAAACGUUUGUCCGCCUGUGGGGGGAGAAGAGGCCGGUCUUGCUUGCAGGAGGCUACGACGCCGAGUCGGCCCAGCGCGUCGUGGACGAGACCUACUCCAAGCAGAAUAACAUCAUGGUGGUUUUUGGACGCCACUACAUCUCCAACCCAGAUCUGCCGUUCCGGUUGAAGAUGGGUCUCGACCUUGAGAAGUAUAACAGGGACACGUUUUAUAUUCCCUUCUCGGACGAGGGAUACCUGGACUAUCCGUACAGUGAGGAGUAUGUGGCCCAGGAGGAAGGGAUCAUGGCAUGA
Molecule: messenger RNA, 1137 nt
Organism: Metarhizium album ARSEF 1941
Lineage: Eukaryota; Fungi; Ascomycota; Sordariomycetes; Hypocreales; Clavicipitaceae
Product: Aldolase-type TIM barrel
Exons: 1
Coding region: 1-1137 (378 amino acids)
Molecular function (GO): NADPH dehydrogenase activity; FMN binding
Source: RefSeq, a predicted model, not a curated record